Molecule: messenger RNA, 711 nt
Organism: Acanthocheilonema viteae
Lineage: Eukaryota; Metazoa; Nematoda; Chromadorea; Rhabditida; Onchocercidae
Source: the annotation of a GenBank genome assembly
AUGGAAGAUGGUACAGUAGCGAAAGAAAAGCGUUCAAGUAAGGGCGAAUUUGUAUAUGUAGAUGAAGGUGAUGAAGGUCAGUCUGGCAGUAAUGGUGGUGAAAAAGAGGUGCAAGAGUUUGAAAUUACAUUUAACAAGGAGAGUGAUUUGAAUGAUUCGCAAACAGUACGUCCUGCAAGUCAUGUUUCGUUGUCGAAUCGACAGAUAAAGAAACGAUUAUAUCGACAAGCUUUAGGUUUUGUGCUCGAUUUAAAGCCUGAUCUACAGAUGGCGAAUGUAUCAAAAGGAAUAUACUUAGGAAGUCAGGAUGUGGCACACGAUUAUGACAUCCUUAUGGCACAUAAAGUCACACAUAUAAUCAACUGUGCGACCGGUGUGGAGAAUAUUUUUUUGGGCGUAAUUAAAUACCUUACACUCGAUAUAUUGGAUUUACCGUGGACCAAUAUAGAGCAGUAUUUUGAUAAAUGCCAUGAGUUCAUGAAGGAAGCAGUAGAAAGUAGUGGAAAUGUUUUUGUACAUUGUAAUGCUGGUGUAUCACGUUCGCCUACCAUUGUUCUAUCAUAUAUAAUGCGCUAUAACAAAAUGACAUUACGGGAAGCUCUGGAACAUGUUAAUGCAAUUAGAAAAGUCAAUCCAAAUCCAGGUUUCAUACAACAGUUGCUACGAUACGAAAUAAAAUUACAGUGCGAAAAUGACGUUGAUAAAAAAUGA